Messenger RNA from Octopus bimaculoides (California two-spot octopus), 2737 nucleotides. RefSeq names its product NAD(P)H-hydrate epimerase. Gene Ontology annotation, molecular function: NAD(P)HX epimerase activity. Gene Ontology annotation, cellular component: mitochondrion. NCBI's taxonomy places the organism in Eukaryota, Metazoa, Mollusca, Cephalopoda, Octopoda, Octopodidae. The record is from RefSeq and is a predicted model, not a curated record.
AGCAACAGCGGUAGUUUCAGCAGCAGCAUUAGCAACAGGGACAGCCCUGUCCCACCCACUCCCAUCGACAUCCUCAACAGCAGCAAAAACAGCAACUGUAACGACAGCAGUAACAGCAUCAGCAGCAUUAGCCACAGCAGCAACUCUAAUAAGAUCAUCAUCAUCAUCAUCGUCAUCAUCAUCAUCGUCAUCAUCAUCAUCAUCAUCAUUGGUAUGACUAACAAGGGCAUCAACAUGAAAGCAGGAACACCAGCAGCAUCAGCAGCAGCAAUGAAUACAAUAAGAUCAUCGUCAUCAUCGUCAUCAUCGUCAUCAUCAUCAUCAUCAUCAUCAGCAGCAGCAGCAGCAGCAGCAGCAGUAUUAGCGAUAACACAGCAGCGACAGCGGCAAUAAUAACAGUAACAACAGCAGCAGCAGCAGUAGUUCCGAAUCGGUAUAUCAGUUCAUACAUUCAGCCGUUCAAUAAUACUUGACGGGGAAAGUUCCUCACAAGAAAGGAAAAGUAGCAAAAAGAACAAACAAACAAACAAAAAAAAAACAACAAAACUAAUAAUAAUAAUAAUAAUAGUUACAGCAACAACGACAAUAGCAAAGUGAACAAACACAACGAAACAAGAACACAAUAAAAGAAACAAACAAACAUAUAUAUAAAGUGCAAAUCUUUUUUUUUUUUGUUUUUUUGCAACUGACAACAGUUUUUGUUUGUUUUUGGUUUUUUGUUUUCUGCGGUGAGUCACAUACGCAUACAGAAGCAUAAGACUGCAGCCAAGGAUGGAUCGUAUAUCCGUGUCUCGCUUCUCGUUCCGACGGAAAGGAAGUUUCCGAAAAGAUAAAGAACGAGAGAAGGAAAAAGAAAAAGAAAACGAAGCGUUGCCAGAGUUUAAUUUCUCUACUCUGUCUUAUGUCAGUCAGGAAGAGGCCAUUAAAAUAGAAGAUGAGCUGCUAACAGAAUAUGCUUUCAAUGUUCCACAACUAUUAGAGUUGGCAGGAUAUAGCUGUGCUGUGGCCAUUACACAGGUGUAUCCUUUAGAUAAAAUGAGCAGAGAUAAUGGUGCCAUACUCGUCUGCUGUGGCCCAGACAGCAAUGGAGGACACGGACUUGUCUGUGCACGACACCUUAAACAUUUUGGGUACAAACCAUCCAUUUUCUACCCUAAAACUUCAAAUCAACAAAUCUUUGAAAACCUGAGACUGCAAUGUGAGAGAAUGGAUAUGCCAUUCCUCUCAUUCUUUCCCAGUGAACCACAUCUGAUAGACUCAGCUUACAAUCUUGUGGUUGAUGCUAUCUAUGGUAGUUGUCACAAAGAACCAAUCACUGGAGACUUUGCUUCUGUACUAGAGACACUGAAAAAAAUUGAAAAUCCUCUCGUAAGUUUGGACAUUCCUUCAGGUUGGGACAUUGAAAACGGCUGCCCGGAUGGACUACAGCCAUCAAUGUUAAUUUCCUUGACCUGCCCGAAGUUAUGUGCCCGUCACUUCCAAGGCCAGCAUCACUACCUGGGAGGUCGGUACAUACCACGUACCCUGGAACUCCGGUACGAGCUAAACCUACCCCAAUAUGCCGGCAUUGAUUGUACGGUGGAGCUGAAGACACAGCACCAGUCAUCUACCCACAAUACUAGCGCAACUACUACCACUACUACUUCUUCUUCUACUACCACCACUACUAAUACUACUAAUACCAAUACUACAGCUUCCUCAGCCUCAUAGAAGCACGUCCAUCCUUUUAUUUUCUAUUUAUAUAUCUGUUUAUCUAUUUUCUUUUCUCUUUCUCUUCUUUCUUUCUAUAUCUCUAUCUCUGCAUCUUUGUUCAUCUGUCUCUCUCUCUCUCUCUCUCUCUCUCUCUCUUUCGUCUCUUUCUCCUCACUCUAUAUCUGCAUAUUUAACUAUCUCUCUCUCUCUCUCUCCCUCUCUCUCUCUCUCUCUCUCUCUCAAUAUUUCUUAAUAUUUUAAAUCUUAUCUACUAAAAUAAAAAAUAAAAAACAUGGAAAUAUAACACUAAUAAUAAUGAUGAUGAUGAUGAUGAUAAUAAUAAUAAUGAUGAACUUGGGUGAUGGUGGGGGCGGAUGAUGGUUACCUAAAUGAUAAUGGUAAUAGUGUUUGUAUCCAGAACAAGAUGAUGAUGAUGAGAAUGAUGAUGGGAAUGAGCAUGAUGAUGAUGAUGAUGACAGCAGUGGCAGCAAUGGUACAGAUAGUGGUGAGGAAGUGGGUGCUCCAGCAUGGUCACAGUCAAACAAGUAAAAGAAUAAAAGAAUAAAAGAAUAUAUAUGUAAACAGUUUACAGGUGAGUGUAUCUGGUAUAAUAAUAAUAAUAAUACUAACAAUACUACUACUAAUAAUAAUAAUGGUAAAUAACAGAUGCCACCACCAGCAUUGAUACCACUACCACCAGCACUGGUACCACCACCACCUCCAUCACCAUGAUAACCGUCAUCAUCAUCAUCAUCAUUCUCAGCAUCAUUGUUGUUGUGAUUAUUGUUGUUGUUCUUGAAUGUGUGUAGCUGGAGUAUACACAGUAAGGGCCUCACACUACCCAGUGAAGCCUGUGGACACAGUUUCAAUUCCCAGCUGAAGAAAGCUAUCCACAACAGAUUAUGUUGUUAAUACCCACCUUGGAAAAGGCAUAAACAAUCCACUCACUAUGUUCAAGACCACAGUAAAUCUACAAAGCCUCAUUGUCUGUCUAUGUAAGUUGCAUUACUAUUGUUUUGAUUAACUAUAGAUUUUUUCUAAAGUA